AUGGCGUUUUGUACCUAUUGUGGUCAGGAAUUCCAACGAAAUGAACAUCUCGAACGCCACUUAGCUACUCACGCUAAUAUUAAGCGAUUUAAAUGUAAUAUCUGUCAUUUAUCCUUUUCCCGAAGAGAUGUUCUUCAAAGACAUGUCGCAGUUCAUGGUCAAACCUCUGCCGAUGGGAAGGCCACAAGUCAGCCUUCGGUCAGUGUAAGACAUCGUACACAGGAAGCUUGUCGCAAUUGUGCAAGGACCAAGACAAAAUGCGAUUCGAAUACACCCUGCAAUCGUUGUCGUGUUAAGCAAAUCCCGUGCGAUCGACGGCCAAAAAAGGCGGUAGGGCGUGCACCUCCGUUAGGCACCAGCCGAGAUUUAGCAACACCGGUAUCAGAACUUAAUGCUGCCCACGAUGCUGGGUCUUCUACGCUAAGUAUAGAUGAUGUUAUAGAUAACGAACACCCUAGACCUAAUCAGAGUGUUCAAACCUCUUCAGAAAACAGCGAAGGUACCUUCAUAGACAAUGUGCAAGGACAGUGCACGGGUAACAGUGCUAUCCCGCCCGCCGGUGAUGGAUCGUUGGUACAUGGAACGAAUAUUAAAACCUGGGCCGGCCAAUGUCACGUCCCAAGCCAGUAUGGGGUAAUCUGCAAUACAGGGCUGGCAUCGCACAGUCCUACUGAGCUACAAACCGACGGGUCAGCUAGCUUGUGGAACGAAGACCGACAGGCGUACGACAUUCAGUGGCAAUAUGAUACAGACGCUGUGGAGCAUCAAGUUAUCGUACAGGCGUAUAACUACUGGUCCUCAUUUAGAUGCAACCCCUUUGAGGACAUAUCGAAAUGCCCCAGGACGGCUGGUGUACUUCUUGAGAGUCUCGGCCAUAUGCCAGAGUUAGAUAAGCUAUGGGGGUGGCUUGGGCUUGACUUUGCGAGUCCUAAUCCAUUCGAACCUCUUGCAAGCUUGCCUCUCCGCGAGAGUGUACGAGAUAAGCUUGCUGCCAUCUCGCAGGCCCUCCUCCAAAAGGCUCUCAGGGUCCAUCAACUUGACCCCGUCACAGCUGCCGCCAGCUAUCCUUCCCCGUCCCCUGAUGGAAACUCCCGCGGGUUCCUUAUUCUCCCACCUUCUGCGACCAUAGAGCAUUUCCUUCGCGAAUAUAUGCGCAUAUUCGAGCCAUUCUAUCUUCUUAUUCCGGGAGGUGUUUUGGAUGCGAAUAUGCUGCUAAAUGGAUCUAAUGAUACAUCAUCUACUCUGCUCAUAUUGCUUAUGAUCGGACAAGGAGCCAUAUCAGAUCCUACAAAAGAAGCACGGCGUUUAUCGGGUGGCUUGACGGAGGUUUGCCGUAUUUCCUUAUUUGACACGGUUGAAAAGGAUGUCUCCGGUAGCCACCAACCGCUACUGCUACAUUGUGCACUGGUGUUUAUCAUCCAAGCUGCGUGGAGCGGUGAUAAGUGGCUGAUGGAUAUUGGCCUCGGGCAGCGUGGUAUAUAUAUUGCGAUCGUCCGUAAUAGUAGAUUAUUUGAUGCUCAGGUUUGCUAUACAGAGUCCCUAGGGCUUGACGACGAUUCAAGGCACCUAGCCUGGCUUGAGCGAGAGAGAUUAAUUAGGCUUGCAUACACAUGGGUCAUCCUGGAUCUGGAGCUUAGCUUGUUUCUUGAUAGCACCCCCCAUAUACAAAUAGCCGACCUUAACUUGGUCCUCCCCAGUCCUGCAGAACUUUACCUAGCUGGUGACACUGAUACCUGGAAACGUGGGAUGAACGGUACACCGCUGGUGCAGCCGUCUCUUCGUGCAUUAUUUGAGUGGUUCCUUACGGAUCAACUUACAAGAGACAGGCGUCUUUACUUAACGCCCUCAGCGUUUCGACUGCUGCUACAUCCUAUUUAUUCGCUUAUCAACAGUUUCCGUCAAGUCCUCAGCUGCUUUAGUGAGGGGCCAAACUCGCGCUUCUUCUCGCCCGUUACGAAAAGUUCUACCGUUGUUCGCAUGGAGGAAAUGCAGGUACUUCUGUACCGCUGGUUCAGCUGGUAUUGUUCUCGUCUUCGCGAAACCGAAACCGAGCAAUCAGAAGUAUCAUACAACCAAUUUCGGAGCCCAUUGAUGAUAGCGACUCUUAUCACUUACCAUAUUGUCUAUCUUAACACGGUGACCGGGUUUGCGGAUAUCGAAAACUUAGCUAGGAGGCAACUGAGCGAUUCUCAACUUCGGUCAUUCUCUUCCACCCAGGUUGGCCAGUAUCUACAUUGUCCCGAUGAAGCUCUCCUGCACAUCGGUCAGAUACUCUAUCUUCUCCGGACACUUGAUAAGAAAGUCCGACCGCCAUGCGUAUUCUGCGGGGCGCAAUGGAAGAUCUCGCCCUCGAGUCUCGUACCAAUAGACGUCGAGUCACGAGGUGACGACGAUACAGUAUAUCGAUAUUUUUGCUCCAGCGUAGGAGCAAGCAUUGCCGGGUCGAAUUCAGCAGUAGCAUCAGAUCCAUCUGCGAGUCAUCAGCUCUGUAUUCCAGCAAUCACAGAUCAGCGGGGAGGUGCCGAACCAGUACCACUAGAUGACCCAAUUCGAACACUAAAGACUUGCAUGCUUGCCUUCGGAGGCGGCAUCACCACCAGGUUCUCAGAAGGAAUCCACGCCAAGUUGAACCAAUUUUUGGCCAGUCGAUAUAGCUUGAGAAAUGGGUGA
Daldinia caldariorum is the source of this 2670-nucleotide messenger RNA. RefSeq lists its product as uncharacterized. Gene Ontology annotation, molecular function: zinc ion binding; DNA-binding transcription factor activity, RNA polymerase II-specific. NCBI's taxonomy places the organism in Eukaryota, Fungi, Ascomycota, Sordariomycetes, Xylariales, Hypoxylaceae. Gene Ontology annotation, biological process: regulation of DNA-templated transcription. Bases 1 to 2670 code for a protein of 889 amino acids. The transcript has 6 exons. The record is from RefSeq and is a predicted model, not a curated record.